AAUGGGGUGUUCAGCCCCAAAUCCUGUAUUGAGGAGCCCCAAACCGAGGCUGAGCCCUGCCCGGAGUCACUGGGAGCACUGGGAACACCGGGAAUGGCUACCCCGGUCUCAGCCGCGCCAGCCGCGGGCAGCCCCGGGCGGAGGGAGGCGAUUUCUCAUUCCAGCUCCAAUUCCUCUCCCGCACGAGGCGAUUUUUCUCUCCCUCCUUUCACGCCGUCACUCCAGCUGACAGCUACACUGUGUAGCUCAGCCCUGGACGGGAUUCGGUGCCACAUUCCCGCUCUCGUUCCUCUCAUUGGCUUCAUCAGCGUGGGACUGGGCAGUGCAGUGCUGUACCUGCUGCGCUUGGCACUGUACAGCCCCGAUGUCAGCUGGGACCGGAAGAACAAUCCUGAACCCUGGAACAAGCUGAGCCCCACAGACCAGUACAAAUUUCUGGCAGUUUCCACUGACUACAAGAACCUCAAGAAGGAGCGGCCCAGCUUCUGAGGCACCUGGAGGAGGAGCCCCCCACAGCCCCCCACCCCCACCGGAAACCCCCCCCAGCCC
Haemorhous mexicanus (house finch) is the source of this 549-nucleotide messenger RNA. Its product is annotated as NADH dehydrogenase [ubiquinone] 1 alpha subcomplex subunit 4-like 2. The record is from RefSeq and is a predicted model, not a curated record. The transcript has 4 exons. NCBI's taxonomy places the organism in Eukaryota, Metazoa, Chordata, Aves, Passeriformes, Fringillidae. Bases 94 to 489 code for a protein of 131 amino acids.